UUAUUUUGAAGGCUAAGACCGGAAGCUUGUAUCUAUAGUAUUUUAGCGUAACGUUACUAGACACCGGUCAGACUACAACACGGUCUCAUCUUUGUCGACUUUCAGGAGGACGUCAGACACAUGAAGAGAUGCUUGCCAUAUUUUGAAAGAAAUCGUCCAUUUAAGAAUAUAUAAAAUGGGUAAAAAGGAUAAAGGAGAUCGGGACAAGAAGUCCAAGAAGCGUUUCUAUGAGGAGGAAGAAGAUGAAGAAGAGGUAGUGGGCAGCGAGUCUCAGGAGGCCAUACCUGCUGCUGCAGGGAAACAAGUGGAUGAGUCCAGUACAAAACUGGAUGAAUAUGGAGCCAAAGAUUAUCGUGUUCAGAUGAUGUUGAAGAAUGAUCACUCUUCACGCCCCCUCUGGGUGGCUCCAGAUGGACACAUAUUUCUGGAAGCCUUCUCACCAGUGUAUAAGUACGCCCAGGAUUUCAUGGUGGCCAUUGCAGAACCAGUGUGCCGGCCUAAUCAUAUUCAUGAGUACAAGCUGACGGCCUACUCCCUGUAUGCAGCUGUCAGUGUGGGGCUGCAGACCUCUGAUAUUGUGGAGUACCUGCAGAAACUCAGCAAGACGUCGUUACCUGAUGGAAUCGUGCAGUUCAUUCAGCUCUGCACAGUGAGCUAUGGCAAAGUCAAACUGGUGCUCAAGCACAACAGGUAUUUUGUUGAGAGUACCUUCCCUGAUGUGAUCCAGCGCCUUCUGCAGGACAACGUGAUCCGUGAAUGCCGUCUCCGCACUGCAGACGGAGCAGACACUGAGCUUAUUACUGAAGUCAUCUACAGCAAGUCAGCAAUUUCCAAGUCUAUCGAGGAAAAGGGAGGUACUUCCACCUCGCAGCAGCCCAGCGAUGGACAAACUUCAACCCAGCAAGUCCCUGAGGACAUCUUCAGCUACUAUGAGCAGAUGGAUAAAGAAGAGGAGGAAGAGGAAGAGACUCAGACUGUGUCUUUUGAGAUUCGCCAGGAGAUGAUUGAAGAACUGCAGAAGCGUUGUAUUCAGCUGGAGUACCCCCUCCUAGCAGAGUAUGACUUCCGCAAUGAUACAGUCAACCCAGACAUCAACAUAGAUCUGAAGCCCACUGCUGUGUUGCGGCCCUACCAGGAAAAGAGUCUGCGCAAGAUGUUUGGGAAUGGACGUGCUCGCUCUGGGGUCAUCGUGCUGCCCUGCGGAGCGGGUAAAUCUCUGGUGGGCGUGACAGCAGCGUGCACGGUGCGUAAACGCUGCUUAGUGUUGGGGAACUCCUCGGUGUCAGUGGAGCAGUGGAAAGCUCAGUUCAAGAUGUGGUCCACUAUCGACGACUCGCAGAUUUGCCGCUUCACUUCCGACGCCAAGGACAAGCCCAUCGGCUGCUCAGUGGCCAUCAGCACCUACUCUAUGCUGGGUCACACCACCAAGCGCUCCUGGGAGGCUGAGAGAGUCAUGGAGUGGAUGCGGAGCCAGGAAUGGGGACUCAUUAUCCUGGAUGAGGUGCACACUAUCCCUGCCAAGAUGUUCCGUCGUGUUCUGACCAUUGUCCAGGCACAUUGCAAAAUGGGGCUCACUGCCACACUGGUCAGGGAAGAUGACAAGAUUGUGGACCUGAACUUCCUAAUUGGCCCUAAACUAUUUGAGGCCAACUGGAUGGAAUUGCAGAACAACGGCUACAUUGCCAAAGUCCAGUGUGCAGAGGUGUGGUGCCCGAUGUCUCCAGAGUUCUACAGAGAGUAUGUGGCCAUCAAGACAAAGAAGCGCAUGCUGUUUUAUACAAUGAACCCCAAUAAGUUCCGCGUUUGCCAGUUUCUCAUUCGCUUCCACGAGCGGCGCAAUGACAAGAUUAUGGUCUUUGCUGACAACGUGUUUGCAUUAAAGGAAUACGCCAUUCGCCUCAACAAGCCUUACAUCUAUGGCCCAACCUCUCAGGGGGAACGAAUGCAGAUUUUACAGAACUUCAAACACAACCCCAAGAUCAACACCAUUUUCAUCUCCAAGGUUGGAGACACCUCAUUUGACUUGCCGGAAGCCAAUGUUCUGAUCCAGAUCUCUUCCCAUGGUGGAUCACGCAGACAGGAGGCCCAGAGGCUUGGCAGAGUCUUACGAGCCAAGAAAGGAAUGGUAGCAGAGGAGUACAAUGCCUACUUCUACUCACUGGUGUCACAGGACACCCAGGAGAUGGCUUACUCCACCAAGAGGCAGAGGUUCCUGGUGGACCAGGGUUACAGCUUUAAGGUGAUCACAAAGUUGGCAGGUAUGGAGGAAGAGGACUUAAUGUUCUCCUCAAAAGAUGAGCAACAGCAGCUGCUUCAGAAGGUCCUCGCUGCUUCAGACCUGGAUGCUGAGGAGGAAGUGGUGGCAGGGGAGGUGGGCGGACGACCACAGUUCUCAAGGCGAACGGGCACCAUGAGCUCCAUGUCAGGUGCCGAUGACACCGUCUACAUGGAAUAUCAGAGUCGAGGCAGCAAAGGUGCAUUGGGCAAAAACAUUCAUCCACUCUUCAAGCGCUUCAGAAAGUAGAUGCACUGACUCAAACCCUGGCACCUAAAGACUUACUCAGUUGCAACAAGGUAAUAGGACAAAGUUGGGGUGCAGUAACGUAUACUGAGUUCGGAUAGUCCAUUUGGUCUGGAGAACAGAGCAAUGACUGAAUAUACCCUGAACCUGAAUGUUAUUUGGAGCAAAUGAUGAUAUGCUGUACAUUGCUUCCUCCUGGUAGCUGAUGGCGAUGAUGGUUGAAAUGACUUGUACGUCUAGCUAAGAACGCAACGAAUGACGCCUGCAGGGCUGGACGGCUCUAUGUGAUAAAGUAGAAAGUCUCAUCUCCAGCUCCCUCAAGCACCUACAUGCGAUGACAUUUACAGAUGACAUGCAGUGCUAACUGUCCAAGUGUCAACUGUGUCAUUUUUUCAUUUCUAUGUCGCGUUGCAGUGAUGCAGCUAGCCAAUUGGGCCUGUUGCACAACAAAAUUAGGUGUUGUUUUUGAAAAUCAAGCUUAAUUCCACAACGGUUGAAAGCUUUGACUUGCUGUUUGCAGUAAUGUCUGUGCGUAGGAUAAGAGGCUACCAAAGUAGACGGAUGGGUGAUGUUAGCCCUACGUGGAAUAACCUGCGUCUUAUCUACUGUUAACUGUAUCUGAGGAGGAAAACCAAGGAUGUAUAUUGGAAUUUUUGUAAGUGCGGCUACAUUUUCACACAUUAAGACAUAACUAAUUAAACCCACAUAAUCCGUAGACAUUAAUCUGUUCCUGGUGUUAGUUUUCAAUAAUUAAUGUUUUGUUCUAAACUUUUUGUCUUUAAGAUGUUGCUAAAUAUAUUUUGUGAAAGAAA
This is a messenger RNA of Sander lucioperca (pikeperch), 3333 nucleotides long. It is a transcript of the gene ercc3, whose product is annotated as excision repair cross-complementation group 3. Gene Ontology annotation, biological process: transcription initiation at RNA polymerase II promoter; nucleotide-excision repair. Gene Ontology annotation, cellular component: nucleotide-excision repair factor 3 complex; transcription preinitiation complex; transcription factor TFIIH holo complex. The record is from RefSeq and is a predicted model, not a curated record. The coding region runs from base 176 to 2524 and encodes 782 amino acids. Lineage: Eukaryota; Metazoa; Chordata; Actinopteri; Perciformes; Percidae. The transcript is spliced from 15 exons. Gene Ontology annotation, molecular function: 3'-5' DNA helicase activity; DNA binding; hydrolase activity.